UGUUGGGAUAGCGAUAACGAAGUCUCCAGUCUCCACGUGUUGUCACUGUGGUGUAUUGACAUUUCUUUACUAUAAGCGUCUAUGGCAUAUUCAUAGCCUACGUUUUUUUUAUUAUUAUUAUUAUCAUUACACCGUGGUGUCUCAUCGUGUUCAGUUAGAUUUCGCUUGCUCUUGGAUCUAGCCAUAUCUGGUGAUGAGGCAGAGGUUACUGUUCGUGCUAAGGAUAAUAGAGGUUUUGUUGUGCGAGAUGAAGGAAUAGGAUCAGGACCAAGGGUACGUGACGUCGUCCGGAAAGGGACUCAAAAGUAAUGUCGAAGGAGUUUAGAAGUUGUGAGAUAUUUCACACCAGAGAAGCACUGGAAAAGGAAGAAUGAAGAGUUUAGGGGUAAUUAUUUGCCUUUGGGUAUCUGUCAUAGCUCAAGGUCCCGAGUUGUGCACCCUACCCUCAGGAGAGCAAGGAUCGUGUGUACUAUGGAAUGCUUGCUCUCCUUACAAGGAACACAUCAACGCGGGCAUGGAUAAACCAGAGAGCGGAGAAUUCCUAAGACGACGAAUCUGCCGGUAUGAUCCACCAGAUGCAUGGCUAUGCUGUCCCUCUGUCGAAAAUACCCACCCUCAGGCGGCGACCUCUAAGUUCCCAUCACCCGUGACACCUCCAGGAGAGGACGAGUGUGGGUUGCCUCCACGCAGGAACACCAUCAAUGAGCCAGGCGCUUGGCCUUGGCUAGCAUUAAUAGGCAGCACCCAAGUGACGGGAAGCUUCCUUCCAGCGUGUGCCGGGGCGCUCAUCACUCGCAGACAUGUGCUCACAGCGGCCAGUUGCUUUCCUUCUGACCUUGAUAUCGCCUACCUACUAAAGAAAAUAACAGGAAAUAACCUUCAACGUGUCUUGUAUGUGAGGUUGGGAGAGUAUCGUAUACAAGAUGACAGAACUGGCGAACGGCCUCAAGAUUACCGGAUAUUGCUCCUUAACACUGAUCGAUACAAUGCUGUCACCCGCGAAAACGAUAUCAUUAUCUUACCUCUUGAUCGGGAUGUUGUUUUUACAGAAAUGAUCUAUCCAGUGUGCCUCCCUUUCUCCUUCGGUGGUCAAGACUUUACAGGACAAAGGAUGACUAUCGUCGGAUGGGGCAGAGUUGAUCCUGGAUCAAGAGAAACUUCCACAGUGCCCAUCGCUGCCAGCGUACCCGUGGUCAGUCAGCUUACUUGUGCUCAAAGUUACAAGCGCUUAGAUAUCAACAUUGAUGACAGACAAAUCUGUGCUGGUGACGGCGACACGGAUGCCUGUAGUGGUGAUGGAGGAGCUCCUCUGAAUUACUACAGCCCUGAGAAGGACAGAUACUACGUGAUGGGCCUGGUAUCCUUCGGCGUGGGAUGCGCUCAUCCGGAAUAUCCUGGAGUGUAUACUCGUGUGUCAAGCUUCCAAGAAUGGAUCAAAAAGAGCUUGAACUGGGAUUGAACGGGAAUGACGAGGAUUUCACUUUGGAGGAAAUCUGUAACGUCUUUUGAUUUGUGUUUUCAAGAUGGAGGACAGAGAUUUGUUAUAUUUGAAAGCUGACAAAUUGAUACUGGAAAUCAAAUAAGUCCUCAUCUAAAUCAUCUGAAAUUUGAUAUGCCAAUCUUUUAAGUUUGUUAGGAAGCUAGUGAUUUCUAUAUGUGUAUCAUGAUAAACUACAAAGUAAGUAGGCAUUUCGAAUGGAAGGAUAAAUUGUUAAAUUCCCCUAUAUAUCUUUCACUUUUGGCAAAAGUAUCUAUUAUAAAUAAGCAAAUUUUUAAAUAGUAGUAUUUGAAUGUCUCCUCAACAUUGUAGUAACUGCACAACUAUACACCUUUUUUUAUUUAUCCUUUAAUUAAGAGACGUUUCCUGACCGAAAGGGGAAGUUUUUGUGCGUAAUGAGAGAGCGUUCUUAGUCAUAUUUUUGUUCUUAUGUUCCAGAGAGCCUUUUCUCUUAUUGCUCAGCAGAUUACCUAAAAGUGCUAAAAUAAACAUUCCUGAAGGUAAAGUAGUAUUAUGAGUGUUUUUGUGACCAUAAAAUAAAUAUAUUCAUUUAC
Molecule: messenger RNA, 2052 nt
Organism: Macrobrachium nipponense
Lineage: Eukaryota; Metazoa; Arthropoda; Malacostraca; Decapoda; Palaemonidae
Product: venom protease-like
Exons: 10
Coding region: 371-1459 (362 amino acids)
Biological process (GO): proteolysis
Molecular function (GO): serine-type endopeptidase activity
Source: RefSeq, a predicted model, not a curated record